GACAGCAUUUUACUUUUUUGGUGAUUUUGUUUGCAAACAAACUUUUCUCAGUGGAAAAUCAGCAAAAUACAAUUAAAUUCUUAUCAGAAUCGCCAAAUCCAGUGCGUCAAGAUGCACCGACGCGGGGGAAAGCGCAUCCGGAUGAUGGAGGCUUCCUUCAACGAGCAGAUGGCCGAGAGGGCGGAGAGCGAGUCGGAUCACGGCGACAGUGAGGCGUCGCCCAACAAGAGCGGCCGGAUGACGCGAUUGCGCGCCCGCGGCGGCGUCCGCGACAAGCCGCCCAUUAUUGACGACGACAUUGACGAUCUCAUCGCGCCGCCGGUGGUGAAGAAGCGCAAGCAGUACACGAAGCAGCCCAAGCGGGCGCCGGCGGAGCCGCGCGAGCGCGUGGAGCGCGAGCCCAGGGAGCGAGUGGCCACGGCCACGGAGAAGGAGACGCGAGAUGUGACCACGGACGAGUCCAGCCUGUACUACAUCGUGAGGCACAGUAAGUCCUCCAUCGCCACCAUCGUGGACGACUGGAUUUCCAAGUACAAAGUCGACAAGGAGACGGCGCUGAUCGACCUGAUGCAGUUCUUCAUCAACGCGAGCGGCUGCAAGGGGAAGAUUGACCACCAGCUGCCGGCCAUGGACCACACGUCCACCAUUCGCAAGAUGACGGAGGAGUUCGACGAGGAGAGCGGCGAGUAUCCGCUGAUAAUGCCGGGUCAGCAGUGGAAAAAGUUCAAGCAGAACUUCUGUGACUUUGUGCAGACGCUCGUGAAGCAGUGCCAGUAUUCCAUCAUCUACGACCAGUUCCUCAUGGACAACGUCAUCUCGCUGCUCACGGGCCUCAGCGAUUCGCAGGUGAGGGCGUUCCGGCACACCGCCACGCUGGCCGCCAUGAAGCUGAUGACGGCGCUCGUGGACGUGGCGCUGCUCGUGUCCGUGAACUUCGACAACGCCGCCAGACAGUACGAGGCGGAGCGCCUGAAGACGAGGGAUCAGCGCGCCUCCGACCGCCUCGAGUCGCUGAUGGCCAAGCGGACGGAGCUGGAGGAGAACAUGGAUGAGAUCAAGAAUAUGCUCACGUACAUGUUCAAGUCCGUCUUCGUGCAUCGCUAUCGUGACACUCUGCCGGACAUCCGAGCCAUCUGUAUGAUCGAGAUUGGCGUGUGGAUGCAGAAGUUCUCGCAGAACUUCCUCGAUGAUUCCUACCUGAAGUACAUCGGCUGGACGCUCCACGACAAGGUGGGCGAGGUGAGAUUGCGCUGUUUGCAGGCUCUGCUGCCGCUGUACGCGUCGGAGGAGCUGAAAGGGAAGCUGGAGUUGUUCACGUCGAAGUUCAAGGAUCGCAUCGUGGCCAUGACGCUGGACAAGGAGUUUGAGGUGGCUGUCCAUGCAGUGAGGCUGGUCAUCAGCAUCCUGAAGAUACAUCCGGACAUUCUCACAGACAAGGACUGCGAAAUUGUGUACGAGCUGGUGUACUCGUCCAACCGGGGAGUGGCCCAGGCGGCUGCCGAAUUCCUCAAUGUGCGCCUCUUCCGACUGGACGAGGAGGCGAUCAACAGCACCGUGACGACGAAGAGGGGAAAAGUGCGUCUGCCCAACACGCCGCUGAUCCGGGAUCUGGUGCAGUUCUUCAUUGAGAGUGAACUGCACGAGCACGGAGCGUAUCUCGUGGAUUCCUUCAUAGACAGCAAUCCCAUGGUGAAGGAUUGGGAAUGCAUGACGGAUCUGCUGCUCGAGGAUCCGGGUGUGACUGAGGAGCCGCUGGAUAACAAGCAGGAGUCGACGUUGAUUGAGAUUAUGGUGUCUAGUGUGCGUCAGUCAGCAACUGGUGAGCCUCCGGUUGGUCGCGGGAGCAACAGGAAGAUGAAUCUCUCGGCGAAGGAGCACAAGGUGGUGCAGGAUGACAAGCAGAAGCUCACUGAGCACUUCAUUCAGGCGCUGCCGAAGCUUCUCUAUCACUACUCAGCGGAUGCUGAGAAGCUGACGAAUCUUCUGGCCAUUCCGCAGUUCUUCGAUCUCGACAUCUACACAACGGCUCGCCAGGAGGGCAAUCUGCAGGCGCUGCUGGACAAGAUGGCCCACAUCAUGACCAUCCACACUGAUCGUGACGUGCUGGAGACGUGCUCGAAGACGCUGGAGUUCCUCUGCAUGGAGGGCAGCGCGAUAUACACGAAGUGCGACGUGGCCAGAUCCACGAUCAUCGACCAGUGCGUGAACAGAUACAAGGAGGCCAUCGACGACUGGCGCACUCUCAUAGCCGGCGAAGAGGUGCCGGAUGAGGAUGAGAUCUACAAUGUGGUGAGCAGUCUGAAGAAGGUGUCCAUCCUCUUCUCCUGUCACAAUCUCAAUCAGUGGAAUCUCUUCGAUUCCCUCUUUCGCGACAUUGACGAGCUGCAGACGGGCGAAGUGGGCGAAGCCACGCUGCCCAAUGAGGCGCUGAUCUACUGCAUCGAGGGAUGCUUCUUCGCCAUCAACUGGGCUCUGCACAGCCUCGAGAACUACUGUGACACGAUGAUGCUGACGCAGCAAACGGAGGAGUUGCGCGCCAACAUCCACAAGUAUCUCGAUGCGUGCCGCGGACUGAUCAAUCGCGGCGCCAGCGAAGACAUCCAAGAGGCCGCCUACAUCUCCAUCUGCGACUCCCUCAUCAUCUUCUCCGAUCAGCUCUCCACUCAUGCACAGCAUCUGCAGCGUCUGGAGUACGAGGCGUCGCUGGACAUGCAAUCCGUGCUCAAUGACUUCGUGCAGCAGCACGUGUUUGCGCUGCAACAGGACGAGGGUCAGGAUGAGAGGCGCAUUUCGGAGUUGCACAAGAAGAGGAACUUCCUCGCCGGCUACUGCAAACUCAUCGUGUACAAUAUCAUUCCGACAAAGGCUGCGGCGGACAUUUUCAAACACUACUUGAGGUGUUACAAUGAGUACGGUGACAUAAUUAAAUCAACGCUGGGAAAGGCGCGUGAGAUAAACAAGGUGAAUUGCGCCAUGACGAUGUGUCUGAGUCUCGUCACAAUGUUCAAGGAGAUCCAGGCGCGCUACAACACGCCACGCAUCUCCAAGUCCGUGCAGGAGUUCUCGGACUUGCGUGAGUUGGCCAAGCGCUUCACGCUGUCGUUCGGCUUGGAUGCUGUGAAGAAUCGCGAGGCGAUCACGGCUCUGCAUCGCGCCGGCAUUCUCUUUGCCGUCACGCAGCCGACGGACAUGGCAGAGGAGCCACACACGCCGCCGCCUUGUCUGCUCUUCCUCGAGAUCAUCAUGGAGUUCACGAACAAGCUGAUCAAGCAGGACAAGCGACUGGUGCUCAGCUUCCUGGACAGGCGCAUUGCGUCCGAAAUGCCACUGCAUCGCGGUGAAGAUUGGCAACCACUGAUGAAUUAUCGCAAUUCGCUGCUUCACGGUGAGUCUGAUCAGCCGGCGGCGGCGCCCAAGAGGGCGUACACGAGGCGCCGCAAGGAUCAUGAGCAUCCCGAGGAUGCGGAGGAUGAGAAUGAAGAUGGAGCGGACUCAGACACGGAAAUGCGACGCUAAAGCCGAAGGAUUGUAAUUUAACUUUGAAUUCCAUACUUUGUGUCAGAAGAAAUGGCAGAAUUUUUUGAAUAAAAGAUCCGUUGAAAGAUAUUUACAAAUGCACGCAUUUUGCAAGAAGUUCAAACUUGAGCUGUUAUUAUUUUCUCAGUUUAUUAUACUUUUAAAAUCAAUCAAUUUUUACACAAUACUAUUAUAGCCCCACACAUAUACACUUUUAUAUAUAUAUCAUGUUUUUUUGUCAUGUAAUUUUUUUACGUUUAGUUUCUUUUUUCUUACUCAGAGAUUCUAUGUUUUUUUUUCUUUUUAAUAAUAUUUUCCCUUCGAUAUUCUCUAUACGCAAAAUCCAUUUCCAAUUCGUUACAUGCUGUCCUUCCCGCCAAAACAUCCUUGGAACCAUUGUUUUAUCUUCCCAAAUUUGCUACAAUCCUCAUUUUUAUUGUUUAUUCCUCAUUUAAAUACAUGUCAUUUCAAUAGGUAUGUAAUAUUUGAAGGUAAUAUUUCACUUUUUUUUUUAUCAUUUACUAUAUAAUCUGAUAAGUUUAGUUGUUUUUUUUUCUCAUUUAUACUUUAAAUCUUGCAAUUUGUUAACACAAAAACGAAUCUUUGAUAAAUACAUCUUUUCAAGCAUUUUCUUUUUCUCAUAAUUCUCAUAAAUAUGGAAUUAUGAAAAUAAUUUGCAUUUAACUAAAAAACGGAAAAUAUACACAUUUUUUUCUCUCUUUCUCCUCUCGCUUCAAAAGUUUUCUAUUCUGCAGAAUGUCGUUGGUUUUUUUCAAUAGUUUUCCAUUUUUUUUCAAUGUCAUUUAUAAUAAUUUUACUUGUCUUUGCAUUUUUUUUUGUUGUUUGUUUAAAUCCACUUUUGAAACAGACAUUUAAUUAAAAAGAGAUCAAGAGGAAACAAGUUUUUCCCUAUGUUUAUUUUCUUCUCCCACCUCUUUUAGUCACUAAUUUGUUAUUAUGCGGUUAAUUUUGUAAUUAUUGUACUUGAAUUCUUGUAAUUCAUUUCCAAUCUCUUGUUCUUCAUGUUUUUUUUUUCUCUACAAAUUAUUCAUUGUUCGCCCCUUUUCGGUGUGCUUGAAGAAAGGACGAGGAAUCGAAUUUGUUUUUCCAGGGUGAAAAGUCAAUGAAUCAUUUGUGGGUUCUUUUUUCUUUCUUUCUUUCUUUCAUAAUAUUCAAAAGAUAACAAUUUAUUUCUCUUAAUCUUUGCUAGGCAUUUAAAAUUCUAAUUAAAUGGAAAUUUGAAAUGUUUCUUAGUUUUUUUGGGAGGGGAAAAAAGAAAUUUUAUUUCUCAGUGCGAAAUGUUUGUUUUUUUCUUCUUCUUCAAAAGUUCUGAAAUUCUCUAAAGUCAGUGCUUUAUUUUUUUUUGUCAAAAAUUUAUGAACUUUCAAAUUAAUACAUUUUACGCAUCUUUUUCUCUAUAAAGUUUCUUUGCUAAUUAAUGAAAAAGUAGAUAUUUUGCCAUGCUAAAUUUUCAUUAAUCAUUGAAUAUAGUUUUCUUCUUUUCCUUUUAAUAUGCUAAAUUAACGUCUUGUCGACAAUCACUCAUUAAAUGGAUUAAUUUGAUUAAUUCUUCCCCACCCGUUUCACAUGAGUGAUCAA
Messenger RNA from Phlebotomus argentipes, 5115 nucleotides. RefSeq names its product cohesin subunit SA-1 (gene SA1). Gene Ontology annotation, molecular function: chromatin binding. Bases 112 to 3516 code for a protein of 1134 amino acids. The record is from RefSeq and is a predicted model, not a curated record. The transcript has 3 exons. Gene Ontology annotation, cellular component: nucleus; chromatin; cohesin complex. Gene Ontology annotation, biological process: sister chromatid cohesion. NCBI's taxonomy places the organism in Eukaryota, Metazoa, Arthropoda, Insecta, Diptera, Psychodidae.